Messenger RNA from Penicillium cataractarum, 1110 nucleotides. Its product is annotated as DUF1295 domain protein. Gene Ontology annotation, cellular component: membrane. Bases 1 to 1110 code for a protein of 369 amino acids. The record is from RefSeq and is a predicted model, not a curated record. Lineage: Eukaryota; Fungi; Ascomycota; Eurotiomycetes; Eurotiales; Aspergillaceae. The transcript has 2 exons.
AUGGCAUCCCUUCCACUCCCUCGUGUUGAGUCCUUGGUGGACUACACCUCCUUCAAGCUUACGGUUCUGCCCUACUUGGCCCAGCUGCAAUGGCUCCCCGCAAGCUUGCGCGAAGCUGGCCGGAAUGUUGAUAGCUUGAAGGAAAUUUACCUGGCCACCAACCCCAUGGUCUCCGCACUCGCACUGUGCUCAGUCUUGGCCGGACUUUUCUUUUUAGCCGCGGAAAUCAACCGCAAUUUUUCGCAAGUGGAUCGCUUUUGGAGCAUCCUGCCCGCUGUUUAUAAUGUGCAUUUCGCCGCUUGGGCGCGUUUGGCUGGUAUCCGCACCCAGACUUUGGAUACUAUUGCUGUUAUCAGCGUAAUUUGGAGUAUUCGCUUGACCUUCAACUAUUGGCGGAAGGGUGGCUACACAAUUGGCUCGGAGGACUACCGCUGGGCGAUUGUGCGGUCGAAGGUGAACAACACUUUCCUUUUCACCAUCUUCAACUUCACUUUCAUUGCCGCGACCCAAUCACUCCUGCUCCUGCUCAUCACGGCCCCAACCUAUACUUUCGUGAUCGCCGCAUACAACCAGGGCACCGAAGCCUUCGGUCUUCCCGACCUCGCCUUCUCUCGCGGUGCGCUCUUCUUGAUCAUCAUCGAGUACUUUGCCGAUCAGCAGCAGUGGAACUUCCAGACCGCGAAGCAUGAGUACCAGAAGACCGCGCGCAUUCCUGAGCCCUACAAGGACCAGUACACCCCCGAGGACCUUGAGCGUGGCUUUGUGGUCAGCGGUCUCUGGUCAUGGUCGCGCCACCCCAACUUCGUUGCCGAGCAGGCUGUGUGGCUUACCAUGUACGCCUGGGCUGCCUACCGCACGGAGACCUACGUCUCAUGGAUUGGCCUUGGCGUCGUGGGCUACCUGCUCAUCUUCCAGGGUAGCGUACGCUUGACUGAAGCGAUUAGCGCGGAGAAGUACUCCGAGUACAGCGAGUACCAGGCUCGCGUGGGCAGAUUCAUCCCCCGUCUGUCCGUGGAGGCCAAGAAGUCCAAGCCCGCUAGAAAGAAGGCUGCUGCCAAGAUCGAGGGAGCUGAGGCUACUGAGGAGAUCGAGGCCAAGAAGAGCAAAUAA